Molecule: messenger RNA, 2665 nt
Organism: Schistocerca nitens (vagrant locust)
Lineage: Eukaryota; Metazoa; Arthropoda; Insecta; Orthoptera; Acrididae
Product: bromodomain-containing protein 4-like
Exons: 5
Coding region: 142-1170 (342 amino acids)
Cellular component (GO): extracellular region
Molecular function (GO): chitin binding
Source: RefSeq, a predicted model, not a curated record
GGCGCGCCGCCUACCGCGGGUAUAUAAGACGCGGCGCGGGCGGCCCGCGGAGUUUCUCCCGACACCGCCGCUCUGCCCCGUCCGUCGCCGCACGGCCCGCAACACCUCGCUACAGUACCGCGCUCUUCUGCAGGCACGAGGAUGAGGGUGCUCCUGCUGGUGGUGGCGCUGGCGGCGUUCGCGCGCGCACAGGUGGGCGAGGAGUUCGACGAGGAACUGGAGGAGGAGCGAGGCAAGCGGCAGACGUUCGCGCCCCGUGGCGUCACGCAGAUACCCAAGGGGGUGCCGCUGCCGCAGCAGCUGCGCUUCCCGCCGCCACAGGCGUUCCGGCAAGCGGCGCCGGUGGACGAGGAGGACGAGCUGAGCCGCAACAUCGUGACGCCGACGCCGCAGCCGGUGUACCGCCGUCCGCCGUCGCCGCCCCCGCAGGACUCGCAGCGCGACUAUUCCAUACAGAGGCCGCAGCCGCAGUCGCCCAACGCCGUGCGCAGGCCGGGGCCGCCGCCGCCGCCCGGAAAGGGACAGCCUCUGGAUGAGGAGGAGCUGGAGGAGGAGAAGCCCGACAGACUGAGCCUGCUGCUGCCGCAGUCCAAGUUCGACUGCAACAACAAGAAGACCGGCUACUACGCCGACGAGGGGCUCAACUGCGAGGUCUUCCACUACUGCCAGGACAACGCGCGACACUCCUGGAUCUGCCCCGAGGGCUUCCUCUUCCACCAGGUGCACCUGAUCUGCAUGCCGCCGAGCAGCGAGACCAUCUGCAAGCAGUCGUCGCAGUUCCACUUCGUCAACGACUACCUGUACCGGCCCAUCAACGCGGAGGAGGUGCAGAACAAGCCGAACGUGACUCUGCGCUACUCUGACCGCUACUACCCGGACAAUUUCUACGAGGAGGAGAGUCUGCACCAGCAGCCGGCGCCCAUCCGCGGGUCUGCCGCGCCGCCCCCGCCACCCCCGGCCGCCGCCCCCGUGCUGCGCGGCCGCCCCCAGGUGCCGCAGUUCCGCCCCCAGCCGGCCCCUCACCAGGUCUUCCACUCGCCCGAGGAGGUCAACAUCCCGCUGCAGCAGCGCAGGCCCUCGGGCCCGCCCCCAGCACCCGUCAGGGGCGGCUUCGGCCCCCAGCACGAUGACGAGUACGAAUACGACGAUCUGCCCUUCCGCCAGGGCUAGAAGCGCCCUGCUGUCACAGCCAGGAUGCGACUUCGCGUCCCGAACUGGACUUGAGAAGGCAGGCAGACUGUUUCCCGUGCAGUCGGCAUCGACGGACACUGUGGAAUGCCUUUGUGCGUGUAUGUAGUUACAUGCGGAACUCUCCAAACCAAUCGAUUCUCCCCCGAGAUACCGCGGCAGUUCUCGCGAAUCUCACAUACCAAGUCGACUCAUUCAAUCAGCUCUUGUUAUGUAAUUUACAAACUUCCCCCCUCGCUCUUGACUGAUUCUCUUAUAUGCAGUCGCAGAGCAGCUUCCUCCUUAAACGUAACAAUACUGACGACCCAUUCCUGGAAAUAUUAUCAUUUUCGUUAUGUAUACUCUAAUUGCCAUAUCUACAUCUGCACGAUUAUUCUGCAACUCCCUCUUAAGUGUUACCCAGAGGGUGCGUGGAGCCGCUUUCAUAUUAUUUCUCUACUUCUCCACUCGCGAAUAGCACGUGGGUGAAAAUGCAUGCCUAAACCUUUUUGUAUGGACUACAGUUUAUUUCAUUUUGUCACGACGUAGAUGGGAGUCAACAAAAUAUUUUGUCAUUCAGAGGAGAAAUUUGUCGAUUGUAGCUUCGUAAAAAAAUUUCGUCGGAACUAAAAAUGUUUGUGCUUUAAUGACUGCCAUCCCGACGUGCUUAAUAUAUCCGUGACACUCUCGCCACUAUUUGGCGAUUAUACAAAACGAUCUGCCCUUCUUUGAACAUACUGGAUGUCCUUCGUCAAUGACCCAACUGGAUGAAUAUGCGAGCUCUUCCGUUACUCUUUACCCGAAAAAAUGUGUUUAAGAAUUGAAAAAAAAAGUUUGUUUGGAUAUCCUACUGAAAUUUAUUUACGUUAGCGAUCCCUUUUCACAAAACAAAACUUUUCACUCGUAACAAAAUAGAUAGAUGAUUCAGUUUACCACUUUCAAGCAAACAGUUUGCGUCAAAAUCAAGAACUCAGUAUUUCUUUCCUUAUCUACUGUACAUUACAGUACGUCGACAGUUUGGGAAAGGGUUCACUUCAGAAGUACCUCCAAAUAAUCUAUAGUUGGUGCAAAAUAUUUUUAGGUAUCCAUCAUUUCUCCAGCAAAUUUCACUUAGGUCACCUACAAUUGUUUUUAAUCGUUAACAAAUAGGUGGAAACAUAGUCCAUCAGAUACUAAAACGCAGCAUACCAUUCUCAUUAUGAGUUUUGGAGGAAGUUACUCUGCUCUGCUGAGUCCCGCCCAUUAUGUCGCCUGGGCGCUCCGGUACACCAUUUUCAACGUUAACAGCUGUUUAACAUCUACUGUACAAAUUAAUUUAUUGGUACUUAGAGUUAAGCUAUGUGUGUAUGUAUGUGUGCCCUUGUAUUUCUCAGAACUUCAUCGUUAAUCCUUACCUGUAUCAUCGUGAUCCCCAUUAAUUUAUCCCCUGUGAUUUUACUCUUAAGAAUGUUCACGUAUGUACUCGUGCUUUAGUUAAAUAAAAGCAUGGUGCCUAUAA